AUGAAAUUCACCGAUCCCACACUCGUCCUCGUCCUCGCGGCCGUGACUAUCGCGGCUCCAACACCUGAGGAAGCCACCGCAGACGCAGCCCUGCGCAACUGUAGUUACGGCUACAACUAUUGGGGUUCCGACCUACUCUAUAUCGGCAAGUACGGAAGCGACAUCAAGAAUGCCCUGAGUUCAAAGGGACAGCCCACCGACGCCGAUCAUAUCCUGUUUAUUCUCAUUCAAUUGCAAUACUCUUCUGACCAGCGGUAA
Messenger RNA from Didymosphaeria variabile, 258 nucleotides. RefSeq lists its product as uncharacterized. The transcript is spliced from 2 exons. Lineage: Eukaryota; Fungi; Ascomycota; Dothideomycetes; Pleosporales; Didymosphaeriaceae. The record is from RefSeq and is a predicted model, not a curated record. Bases 1 to 258 code for a protein of 85 amino acids.